This is a messenger RNA of Sus scrofa (pig), 10191 nucleotides long. It is a transcript of the gene MYEF2, whose product is annotated as myelin expression factor 2. Gene Ontology annotation, cellular component: nucleus; ribonucleoprotein complex; cytoplasm. The record is from RefSeq and is a predicted model, not a curated record. Lineage: Eukaryota; Metazoa; Chordata; Mammalia; Artiodactyla; Suidae. Gene Ontology annotation, molecular function: mRNA binding.
UUCCCGGCCGCCGCCAUUGUCGCGCUCGGAGCCUCUCAGCGUAGGCGGCCGAGGCGGAGGCCGCGGCUGCGGGAUGGCGGACGCCGACAAGCCCGAAGCGCUUAGAGCCGCAGGCGACGACAGCUCGCAUCAGCAGCCCACGGAGUCGCCUGGCCAGCUCCGGCGAGAACCUCACCCGCCGGAGCAGGAGAAACAGCCGCCACAGCACAGCAGCAGCUCCAAUGGCGUUAAAAUGGAGAAUGAUGAACCAGUCAAAGAAGAGAAAUCUGAAUUAAAAGAAAAAUCUAUGGGAAAUAAGAAAGCCAAUAGAUUUCAUCCUUAUUCAAAAGACAAGAAUUCAGGCACUGGAGAAAAGAAGGGUCCAAAUCGUAACAGGGUUUUUAUUAGCAACAUCCCAUACGAUAUGAAGUGGCAAGCCAUUAAAGAUCUAAUGAGAGAAAAAGUUGGUGAGGUUACAUACGUGGAGCUCUUUAAGGAUGCGGAAGGAAAAUCAAGGGGUUGUGGUGUGGUUGAAUUCAAAGAUGAAGAAUUUGUAAAGAAAGCACUAGAAACUAUGAACAAAUAUGAUCUUAGUGGAAGACCCUUGAAUAUUAAAGAGGAUCCUGAUGGAGAAAAUGCUCGUAGGGCAUUGCAGCGAACAGGAGGAUCGUUUCCAGGAGGACAUGUACCUGAUAUGGGAUCAGGGUUGAUGAAUUUACCACCUUCCAUUCUCAAUAAUCCAAACAUUCCUCCUGAGGUUAUCACUAAUUUGCAGGCUGGUAGACUUGGUUCCACAAUUUUUGUUGCUAAUCUUGACUUCAAAGUUGGUUGGAAGAAGCUAAAGGAAGUGUUCAGCAUAGCUGGAACUGUAAAGCGGGCAGAUAUUAAAGAAGACAAAGAUGGCAAGAGCAGAGGAAUGGGCACAGUCACUUUUGAACAAGCAAUUGAAGCAGUUCAAGCAAUUUCUAUGUUCAAUGGGCAGUUUUUGUUUGAUAGACCUAUGCAUGUGAAAAUGGAUGACAAAUCUGUCCCUCAUGAAGACUACCGUUCACAUGAUAGUAAAACACCACAAUUACCACGUGGUCUUGGAGGUAUUGGAAUGGGACUUGGUCCAGGUGGACAGCCUAUUAGUGCCAGCCAGUUGAACAUAGGUGGUGUAAUGGGAAACCUAGGCCCAAGUGGUAUGGGAGUGGAUGGUCCAGGUUUUGGAGGAAUGAAUAGGAUUGGAGGAGGAAUUGGGUUUGGUGGUCUGGAAGCAAUGAAUAGCAUGGGAGGAUUUGGAGGAGUGGGCCGAAUGGGAGAGCUAUAUCGUGGUGCGAUGACCAGUAGCAUGGAGAGAGAUUUUGGACGUGGUGAUAUUGGAAUAAAUCGAGGCUUUGGAGAUUCCUUUGGUAGAAUUGGCAGUGCAAUGAUUGGAGGGUUUGCAGGAAGAAUAGGAGCUUCUAACAUGGGUCCAGUAGGAUCUGGAAUAAGUGGUGGAAUGGGUGGCAUGAACAGUGUGACUGGAGGAAUGGGGAUGGGACUGGAUCGGAUGAGUUCCAGCUUUGAUAGAAUGGGACCAGGUAUAGGAGCUAUACUGGAAAGGAGCAUCGAUAUGGAUCGAGGAUUUUUAUCGGGUCCAAUGGGAAGCGGAAUGAGAGAAAGAAUAGGCUCCAAAGGCAACCAGAUAUUUGUCAGAAAUCUGCCUUUUGACUUGACUUGGCAGAAACUAAAAGAAAAAUUCAGUCAGUGUGGUCAUGUAAUGUUUGCAGAAAUAAAAAUGGAGAAUGGAAAGUCAAAAGGCUGUGGAACAGUCCGAUUUGACUCCCCAGAAUCAGCUGAAAAAGCCUGCAGAAUAAUGAAUGGCAUAAAAAUCAGUGGCAGAGAAAUUGAUGUUCGCUUGGAUCGUAAUGCAUAAUUUGAAACCACGGUUGGAACAUUCUUACAUCUGUUUUGCUGAAUCUCCUAGUAAAAGUCAUUUUUAAAGUAAUACUGUAUGCUUAUAGAAGUUGUAAAGAUGAACUUUUAAAACUCCCACCAGCUUUUAACAGUAUAGUGUUAAAUAUACUGUGAUUUUUGUUAAUCUCAAGUUUGGGUUUUAAAGACAGCAAGUCUGGUCAUUCAGUUUAAAUGAAUGGUUAUACUAUUUUUAAUGAAAUAAGCCAUUUUCUUGUUAUUUUCAGUUCUACAUAGCGGGAUUUGUUUGUUCAAGUGUUCCCAGCUUUUAUCAACUUACUGUAAGGUAAAACGUAGGUGGUUCUUUUUUUAAAAAAAACUUGUUUUAUAUAUGUAAUUGUCCUUGAAAAGGAAGGGCUCAGACAAAUUAGGAUAUGAUUUUGGUUAGUUUUAAAAAUACGUUUUGUUGAUGAUAAAGAAUUACUGUAAGUUUUAGUUCAGAAUAUUUUUUAUUUGACUUAAAUGAAGAAAUGGAAUUUUCCUUCUCUGCCACUCCCCAUCAUUCACAUUUUCCACAUAACAUUAUUAACGUUAAUCUCCACAGCCCCUUAUUUUAUUAUUUCCAAGAAUUCCAAGUUCAUAUAAAACUGAUAAUGUAGCAAGCCCCAAGUAUAAUAACAGGCAGACUAUUCCCAACUUUCUGUCUAGUUUCCAGCCAUUGAGGUGAACUGCUAAGAGAAGAAAAAUAAUCGAAAUGUUGAGAAAGAUGGUUAUGUAAGUUAGUCCUCUACUGUUCACUUCUACAGGAGCAGAUGUGUUUAUAAAUGCAGUUUUAAUAAACCACGGAACACCUAGGCACAGCAUAUCAAACACGUUGGAUCCCACAAUGUUAGACAUAGCCAUAUCUCCUUUGCCUGCAAAAAAAGCAUGCUGUUAAAAUGUGCAUACCAAUACUGUCUUUUAUUAAUAAGCUUCAUAAGAAAAACACUGGAUACCUAUUUUGUUUGUUUUGGAAAAUUGUAUUAGAGCAAAAGUCUUAACUGAGUUUGUAUUUUUAAUUUGGGGGAUUAGUAUUUAAAGUCUUAACAUUUAUUUAUCUAAUAAUAAUUAUUUAUUAAACCAUUUUUCAAUAAGGUAUGUAGAUUAUUUGUGGCUUUUCAUUCUAACAUGGUUAAUUAUGAUUUAAUGCACAUUUCAAAUGAAUAUUAUUUAAAAUAUUAGAUUUAGUGAAAUUAAUCUGCUAUUAAAUAAUAAAGCCUUCCUCUUGAGUUACUCUUUUUUUUUUUUCUUCAAAGUAUGUUACUGAGAAAAUAAAUAUUUUAAAGGUACCUUUGCUCAGUGUAUUUCAGCUAGGCUUUAAGAAUGGGCAUUGCAGCUUGAGGGGUUUGGUUCUUACCUUUUUUUGCAACCAAGACACUUGCGAUCGUGUCUGGUAUGCUUGUUCCUGCUGCUAAUAAUGUAAGGCCCAUUACAGUAUCUGGAAUGUCUAAUGUUUCCCCUGUAAUAAACAUAGAUAUUGCAGAUUACAAGUCUUAAAUAGAUUCACUAACUCUUCUUUGCAUAUAUUUCUUUCCUGAACAAAAAGUAAAUAGGCACAUUUAUAUUUCAGAACCAAUAUGUACUUCAGUUUUAGUUAGCAAAAUAUUUAAAUAAUAUUAGUAAAUUGGGUAACCCAGAUAGCACAGAUUUUUAAUGAUAGGUAUUCAAAAAUAUUUAAAAGACAAAAUUCUACCGAGAAGUACCUGGUAUGCUUGCAGAAGUUUUGGGUGUCCACUGAUAACCUCAUCAAGGCUAUUAUUUAAUAUGUGCUAAUGAGAUUGGUCAUUUUCUCUUUGUUUUUAAAAACAUUUUUCUAAAGAGGUCAGAUUUAAGCAAAUUACUUAUAGCUGUUUUUAAACUAUUAAUGUGUUAACAUGGUGUGCAUUUUUAAGUUCUGCUUUAGUUACAUAUCUUAAUUUAGUGUUUUCUUUGGAAAAGUACCACAAAUAUUAGGAAAAAAAAAUAGUAUUCUGCUUGAGUCUUUCUAACUUUAUGGUCCCAGUUUUUAGUACUUUUGUUAAAUCUGAUGUUAGUUCAGUGUUUUUCAGAAAUGUGUUCAUUUUGGAAAACAGAACUAGAGGGAAGUUUUUUUUUUUUUUUUUGAAGUACAUAUAACUGCUCUUCAUACUGUAAUUGAAAACUUGCUUUAGAAUCUUUUUUUUUUCUUAAAAUUUCAAUUAAAAUCUUCAAGUAACAUAUUUAUUGCAUGCUUAUAUAUUGAUGUUGGAAUUGUAAUUGUUUGUUAAUUUUUGUUUACUGGUUUGCCGAAGUUUAUAUGUACAUAAAUAACACUAAUAUUUAUCAUCUUGGGGAUUGUUCUAUAAUCUAAUACUUGAUUUUUGCUCUUUUCUUGCUUUCCUGAUAUCAGUUGUGAUAUAGUUUAGAAAGCAAGCUAUUGGACUUUUUCAUCUUACUCAUUAAAAAAGAAAUAUUCUUAGAUAGUGUACUCUUCAGAAUCACAUUAAUUUGGGAAAAGUCAGAGGUCAGCAAACUUUUUGAAAGGGCAAGAUAGUAAUUAUUAUUGGCUUUGCAAGCUUAAAUAUGAUCUCCAUCACAUUUAUCAGCUCUGCCAGGUAGUGUGAAAGCAUCCAUAGACAACAUAUAGAGGGAUAAGUGUGACUUCGGUAAAAUUUUACUUGCAAAAACAUCUAUUGUGGCACAUAGGUGGUAGUUUGCUCACCUCUGAUAUGAGUCCAUUUAGGUUAAGCUUUUGGGGAGAAAUUAGCAUUUUUUUUUUUUGUUGUUGUUGUUCUGUGUUUAUAUUCACUGUUUCCUUCUGGACUAGGAGUUCUCUGGGACUAGAACUGCUAAUGCCCAAGCACUAGUAGUUAAAUCUUAAUCAUGAAGGUAGUAGAAACCUAAACUAAAACUUUAUUUUAUAACCUUUUUACUUAUUUCAUAGUACAUUUAUAUUGCUAUAUUAGAAAGCAAAAUAAAAUGUAAUCCAGUUAAAUGGUGAGCACCCAUUGUUUUCUCAAAACACUGGCACCUUGGUAUAUUUUUAUCAUGGAGUGAAAUUCAAUAUAAAGACUAUAUUAUGGACCCAUGCACAUGCUGUGAAUUCGAUUUCAUUUAUAACAUGAUCCUUUGAUUUGUACCCCUGAGCUGUGUAAUCAUGAGAAUAUAGUUGAUAUUUGAUAUGGAACUCACAAAACCUGAAUGAUCUUGUUGGUAUAUUAAUAUUUAAUCUUUUUGUAAAUAGCAGUAAUCUUUAGUCUUUGGUCAAAAAGGUAUUUGCUCUUUAACUAGACUACAUUAAGUGAAUAUAUGCUGUUUGUGCUUAUGUAAAACUGUUUAAUUUUAACUUAUGCUCUUGUACUUAAGGUACAUACCAGUUAUUGUGACCAUCCAAACCAGGAUAUAUGUAAAUGCAGAUAUCCACAGUGCUGACAUGAAAAAAGUUAUGACAAAAUAAUUUUUCCAAAACCUUCUUCUACAAUCUGGUAUGGUUAGAAAAAGUAGUAUAAUAAUGGGAAAGGAUAGUACCCAAAAAAUUCUUUUUAAGUCUGCUUCAGGCAUGUUGAAAACACUUGGUGGAUCUGUUAAGAAAAAAUUAAAUGAUUUUGAGUUCUCAAAUGGCCAAUUAAGUCAGAAGUGUCCAUUUAGAAAGCUAUAUUGAAAUAAAUUAGCUGUAUCCUUUUUUAAGGGGCUAUUUGAAACAUUCGAAUACCUCAUUACUGAUAUUGCUGGCAAAACGAAACUAAUUGAGACUUUAGGGCAGACAGUGUAAAGUGAGAUACUCAGCAUUUCUUGAUUUGGGGACUUAAAUCCAUCAAAAUGUCCUGGGUCAUGUAUUAAAUAUGCUAGAGACGUAAUGUUCAUAAAAUGUCAGUUCAGCAUCUCCUGGUUUUCUAGUGUGGGUGGUCUUUAGUAACUUUUGCUUAUGAGAUUACCUGGCAUCUUACCUUAGCUACUCCAGAUAUCUCCAUUUUCUAAAAUUGAUGAUACCUCUGGCCUGCCCUGAGUAUCAGAUAAUGUAUACUUAAGGAGUAAAUGGUAAUUAUGGCAUAAUCUUUUUAUUAAGUUGUAAAUUUUUUACGGCCUCACCUGUGGCAUAUGGAGGUUCCCAGGCUAGGGGUCAAAUAGGAGCUAAUAGCUGCUGGCCUAUACCAUAGCCACAGCAACGCCAGAUCCGAGCCGCUUCUGGGACCAGCACUGCAGCUCAUGGCAACACCAUAUCCUUAACCCACUGAGGGAAGCCAGGGAUUGAAACUGUGUCCUCAUGCGUAGUAGUCAGAUUCAUUUCGUAUUCAACUCCCUAAAUUGGAUAUUUUAAUUCUCAUUGUAAGUGACUGGGGGCUUGUUCCAUUAUUUUCUUUCAUUAAUUUACUAAACAGAAUUCACCACAAUUCUUAGGAAAAAAAACCUUAAGAAAAUAGGAACUAGUAUAGAAGCCACAAUGUUAACUUAUAAAACUUGAGUAUGUCUUUUUAUUCAAUUUGUUUUAUUAAAAUAAUGGAAGAUAAUAUAUUGGAUAAAAAUGGAAAAUCACUUUUUUUUUGGCCGUGCCUAUGACCCGUGGACGUUCCCGGGCCAGGGAUCAAACCCAUACCAAGUGCAGCAGCUUGAGCUGCUGCAGUGACAAUGCCAGAUCCUUAACCUGCUGUGCCACAAGAGAAUUCCAGGAAUUCACUUUAAAAUUGUUUAAAAUUUGUGUGGCAUUUACAACAUACUAUAUACUUACAUAUUAGGUCAAACCACUUUACAACUAAUGCUGGUACAAGAACUCAUAAAAAUUUUUUUGCCAAGCUUCAGCCAGUGGGCCAGCAAGUAACAUUAGAUAUAAUUUUCAUAUAAUAAAAAAUUUUGGGACUUUUUUUUUAGUUUCUCAUUACAAAAUUUAACUUAAGAGAUGUGUACCUCUUGCACCUGAAAGACUAGAAACUGUAAUUUUUAUAAGAAGAGGAAAAGUCAUGCUUUACUUUUUUAAGGUAAUAAAUUAGAAUAAGUUUUCUAAUGUUCUAAAGAAAGUUUAGAAUCUGUUUCUUAAAACCACUUUAUAAAAAAUAACCCAUAAAUUUAUAUUUCUGGCCCUCGCUGAAUCUGACUUCCUACUAAACAGUAAAUGUUUUUGCUCCUGCUUCAAAUGACAUAUUUAAAACUUGUAUCAUUCCUUUGUUUCUUUUUCCUCACACCAGCCCUUCUUCCCAAAUUCCUAGUUUUUGUGAGUGGUGUUCUUAUUUUCUCAGUCAUGACCAAAGCUUUAGUGUAACCCUUCAGUUGCCUAGUCUUGGUGAUGCUUCCUCUGUAUUGUCUCACUUCUGUUCUCUUUCAUUCCUACUGUCUUCACUCUGUCUCGAUGUCAGCUAAACAUAUCGAUCGUUUUAGUAACGUCUUACAGACCUCCAUGUCCUUUAUUUCACUUCUCAUAAUUUCUUGUUCACAAACCUGCAAAUACUCUUAUGUCACAUUUAAGACCUUUUCUGUCCUACUCCUUUCUAUCUACUUUUUCUCUGCUUCCACACUAUGCACAUUCUGUGCUCUACUUACCCUUACUACUUGAGCAGGCCUUUUGAUUGUAUUUCUUUUGUCAAUCCAUGGAAUACUGUUUACUCAUAUCUCCGUGUCAUUUAUUUAUGACUAAUAAAUAACAGCUAAUAAGACUUCAAAAGCUGUUACCUAUUAGUCAUAAAUCAGGUUGUUAGUUAAAAUCCUACUAUUCUACAAGGCUUAGUUUUACUGCUCCCUUCUCUGUGAUAACCUUUCCUAGCUAACUAUCCUCAUCAUUUUUAUACCAUAUAUUCCAUUCAAGAACCACAGUUAUGCUUUUUUUUUCCUCUUAAGCUUUCAUAUUUUAACUAUUUUUUUUUCCUAUAUUAUUAGAAGCUUCUUUAAGGAUAGGUCUGCCUCUUCAUCAUCCCUGAAUCCCCAUAGUGCUUUUUUAUAUAAGUAUAUAGUACUUUCUGAAUUGAACUGAAAUUAUGUUUUUCCAGUGAAUAAACUUAAUAGUGGGCAGAGUGUGAUUAUUACCUUCGGAAACCUGACUAAGACCAUGUAAACUUAAAGAAAGCUGGGAGUAGCCAGAAUCUUCAUGAAAUAUUCCACUGUCAGUUCUUGAUUGUCUUCGGAUGAAUGGUUGAUCCUCAUCUUCCCAUCCCAUCAGUGGCUGUUGUUCACUUCUCUCUUCCAUAGCUUUGCCAAGACAGGUACAGCAAGGACUGCAUUUCUUUAUAAUAUAUUGGUUAAUUUUAAUGUCAAAACACAGCACCAAAACAUAUAAUCCGUAUAUCAAAAUCAGUAAAGUUCCUUCAUACCUAUAAAUUAGAGAAAUUUGUGUGUUUUUAAAUUAAAAGUGAAAGUUACUUUAGAGUUAAUAGCUUUGGAGCAGUAUCUGCUUAAUAAUUUUCUAAUGCAGCAACAGAUCAGAAAUAGUCCAAAUAUAUUUUAGUUUUAUAGGUGUGUCCAGACUUGGUUAUAGCAUUAUUAAAAACUUACUGAUGAAAGAUUGACACUAUCCUAUCUAUAUUUCAGAAACAAGAAUUAUAAAAUCAUCAUCUUCAUUUGUAGUUUCCUUCCAAAUGUUGGACAUAAUAAGUUCUUUGAAAAUAAUAAUAAUUAUAGGUUUUCAAAAUAAAAGUGAAACUAAUGAAUAGUCAUAGGCAUUCACCUGAUUUCACUGGAAGAAUAUAAUAAUUAUAAGAAUAUGGUAACUAUUCAUUUCAGUUAUUCUAAUAUAGAAAUUUUGCAUAAAAUAUUCAGAAUAUAUUAGGCUUUGGCUGGAGAUUUUCAGUUGCUAUGCAGAGGUAUUUUGAUGAUUAUAACGUAAAUGAAUUUGGCUUAAAUUCACAAGAAAGCAAGAUAUUCUCAAAAAUAAAAUGGUACCUAAGGCACUGAGAACUGUCUUCCUAUACUUUAGUUUGCUGUUUAAAGAGCUGUGAUUAGCUGAUACCAUCACAUUUGAACCUUGAAUUUACCUGUUACCUUAAGCCAGUGAACCUCUGCUAGCGCUUGAAAGCACAGAGUUCUUGAUUUUCCUAAUGGAGGGAGCAUUAGCUUGGUUACUCUAACAGUCCUUGUCCCCUUACAGACGACCACCAAGUCCCAGAAACAUCCCAGUCAUAACCACCAGACUUUCCUUGGGAGACAGACUAGAUUUCAGGGUGAUUCCUUUAGAAAUUUUGCUCCCUAUUAAAGUUUCUUGAUAGCAAGUUUUAAUGCAGCAUUGCCCAGCUGUAGUAUUCCAGAGGGAUACUGUUUACAUUGUUCUCUUUUUCUGGUGUCCUCUGGCACUGGACAGUGUACAACCCAUGUGGCUAUGUUUUACAUUUCUUUAUCCCAUAGAUUCUUAGCAUAGUGAUAAACACCUAAUAAAUACCUAGUACUUAUUAGCUGAAAAAAUACCUGUCCACCAAGUCACUCCUUUUUUGUUUUUCUUGAAACAGCAAGAUGUGGGGGAUAUUAUAAAGAAAGGAACAGUUUUUAGUAUUGAAACUAAACAUUUUCUAUUUUUAGAGGAAGAAUAUAACUAUGUAGUUCCUUUUACAGAGUGAUUGUCAGGGAGAGGGAGGAACUUAAAGGGACUUCUUUUGCUUCCUUUGUUACCUUUCAGUCUUGGGACCAUGACCACUUCUAACCAAUGCAAGGUAAACAACCCAAUAAAUGAAAAAGCCACCUGGUGGGCCUUUAAUGGACAAAAGUUGGGAGACUUUCUGAACAAUCAGUGGGGAGAAAAAAGUGAUAACAUCUAGUGUUUAGACAAAAAAGGAAACUGACUUGACUGAAAAGAAAUCAUAAAGAAGGGAGAAGAAUCCAACCAGCAAUUGUGAUGAGGAGGUUAGCUCAGAAACCUACUGGAAAGUGCUGCGGAAGUGGCAGAUAACUUGAGAAGUGACAAAUAACAUUUCUGAAAAAAAGGAAAUGCCAACAGAGAAUUUUAUAAAAAUCGUCUUGUAAUUGUUUCACAAAAGAGUAAUGAUUAUUUCAUGCUUACCAGUAAACUUGGUUGUCAAAUAUUAUGGCAAGAACUGCUGCUACACUAAUCGCAUAUGCAGCACAGUCUCUGAACAGGGGCCAACAUGAUAGUGUUGAAACCUGUAAAACGAUCAUUAAUUUACUCUUUCCAUUAUGCUGUAACUUCUUCAAGUAUUUGAUUAAUGUAAUACUAAAAUUGUUUGUAUAUUUGUAGCUGAAAUAUUGUUAUCUUUUGCAUAUUGCUUAGAGAAAAGGGAAUUUUAAGAAAAACUGUUUCUAAGCCUAUUCUGAUUUUCAUAAAUUUGACCAAGAGCUAUUUGUGGGUUAACCUAAAAUGGAGUCCAUGUUGUUUUUUCUACUGAUUAAUAAAUUCAGUUGAACACAUUA